AUGUUGUCUUAUCUCUCCAAGAAGAUCGCCGUUCCGCACAAUCUUGCGGUCGAGGUCGUCUCAUGGAACGCGGGACAAGGAUGGUUAGCUAUUGGCGGAGAGAAUGGUUUCCUGAAGGUUCUGAAACUUGAUGGCAGCACCACUGAUGAUUCUUCAUCCAAUAACAACAAUGACUUUUCUUCGACUCAGACGCUAGAGGGACAUCAGCACUCAAUACGAGUAAUUGUGUGGAAUGAAAAUUUCCGGAAGCUGACGACGUCCGAUGCAAAAGGUCUGAUCAUCGUGUGGUCCAUGAAUCAAGGAGCAUGGUUUGAAGAAAUGGUGAACAAUCGCAAUCGAUCAGUCGUCACGGAUAUGAGAUGGAGCAAAGAUGGUCAAAGGAUAUGCAUCGUAUACGAAGAUGGUGCGGUCAUAGUAGGAACUGUGGACGGCCAGCGUCUAUGGGGUAAAGAGAUUGAUAAAAAACUUUCGCAAGUUGAGUGGCUGCCCGACUGCAAGGGUCUCAUCUUCGGUACAUUCGACGGUGAAAUCCAGAUAUAUGACUCAGAAGGGAUAUUCUCUCAUAGGGUUCACGCUGCUUGCCUCGAUUCAAACCAAGCUCCGCGCAUUCAACCAUCCAAGCAAGUGGCACCACCGAACAUCGGAAUCGCCUCAAUAGAAUGGUGGGGAUCUUCGGAUGUCACUGAGAAACACGCGGCGCUGGCAGCGGCAGAGUCAGCUGCGAGAAUGAUUGGCGAGCGCCAUCUUGUCUCUUGCGCUCCGAAUCUAUGUAUUGCUUUCCGCAAUGGCAAAGCACAGUUAAUGCGUGGAAUUCAAGAUGAUCAACCCAUUUUACUUGAUACUGGCAUCAAUAUCUUGGGAGCUGAGUGGUCUCCUUCGGGGCAUACUAUCGCUAUUGCAGGGAUCUCGGUGAGUCCUCGCCUCGGUCCAUCUUCUUACGCUACGAUGUCUGCCACUUUUGCCUCCCAUCACCUGUUUUGCACGGAAUGCUCGUUCAAUGGAUUAAGAUCGCUUUCUUGGGAAGGAUCGGGCGCUCGUAUAGCACUCGCUGUCGACUCCUACAUUUACCUCUCCACUAUCAACAACUUCUUAGACCUUCUCGCGAUAAUGGAGAAAUCUCGUAUGUACAUUUUGAGAUCGAUGAAGCCAGAAGAGCCGGUGACUAGUGAAGCAUACAUCUAUGAAUUUAGUGACUUGCAGAUUAAAGGAAUCGUUCUGGACAAUCUACUUCGACCGAUGCAUUCUAGCUCAACUUCGCAGAAGCCCGUGGAUCGAAUCAAGGAUGUGGUUGAGGGUUCAGAUGCGUUCGCAGGGACAGUUCCUGGGAAUUGGCAAAACCACCUUGUCAUUUGUGACACCAAGACGCUGCGCGACACCAGAGACAUGCUGUCGAAGCUUUCCAACAUGAAGGACGCCUUCAGUUAUGUGGAGGCGAACCCUCACAAGAGGCUAUGGCGUCUCCUCGCAGAAUCGGCACUUGAGAAGUCGGAUGUAAGUGUCGCCGAGAAGGCAUUUGUUAAGCUCUCUUCCUACUCCGAAAUUCGACUUUGUCGUAGGCUGGAGGACUUGGAUGGCAGCGUAAAGCGUCUUGCUGAGAUCUCUGCCGUAUAUUUCCGGAGCUUCGACAACGCUGAGGCUCUGUACUUGGAAAUUGACCGUCACGACCUCGCAGUUGAUCUCAGACUGAAACUGGGAGACUGGUUUCGGGUGGUCCAACUACUCCAGCCUGAUGAUACUUCUCGAGUUGGCUAUCCGGAAGAUGGCAACUCGACAAGGAAGCCUGGGUCUUCCCCGAGAUUCGGCAGCCAGAAAAACCUUCUCAAGCAAGCAUAUGUGGAAUGCGGCAACUACUAUGCGAAAAGGGGGAGAUGGAAUCUCGCUGCUCAGAUUAUGGGCAAACACACUUCGAUGUGGUCUCUACACAGAUACACGGCAUUAGAAGACUUUGAUUCGCUCUAUCAGACAAUCUCCCAUGAAACUGAUAGCGCUAUUCAUUUACGACGGGAUGUAGCACGAGCACUUUUGAGCAUCGGGCACGUCGAGCGAGCUGUGAAUCUUCUUGUCGGGCUUGGAGAUAUACCAACAGCAGUAGAAGAAUGUAUCAUCUCGAAUCAUUGGUCUAAGGCGCUUGAGCUUGCCGCGGAUCACAAACUUCUCGAGGUUGACAAGCUGUUGGGGAAAUACGCGGUGCAUUUCGUUGAAAACCAUCAGAUCUUCUCCGCUGUGGAACUCUACCACAGAGCUGGUAAACAUGUCGAGGCAGCGCAGUUGUUGGGCCCUUAUGAAGUUGGAAGGAGCAGAGGACAUAUCGCCCCAUCGAAAGGGUCGAUACUCGGAGCUGGCUUCUGCAAUCUUCACGAAAUAUCCACCGAGAGAUCCUCCUAUGGCUGCGACAUUAAAAUGUCCUCACUCGGGGUGUUCGGCCAACAAUCUGCACGAGUUCUUGCGCGGUUUGCCACCAACCUACCUCAUGGUGUGUCGCUACGGGUGAACCAAUUUUCUCGGA
Molecule: messenger RNA, 2506 nt
Organism: Perkinsus marinus ATCC 50983
Lineage: Eukaryota; Perkinsozoa; Perkinsida; Perkinsidae
Product: wd-repeat protein, putative
Exons: 22
Biological process (GO): non-motile cilium assembly; protein localization to cilium; intraciliary retrograde transport
Cellular component (GO): non-motile cilium; intraciliary transport particle A
Molecular function (GO): protein binding
Source: RefSeq, a predicted model, not a curated record